GCAAGCGAGCGAGCGAGCGAGAAAACCGGAAGUGUGUCACAGUCAGAGUAGCCAUGGCUGAGCUUAUCCUACUAGUCGGAGUUUUCGUAGGCGUUUAUUUUUUAAUUCGCAACAUUGUUGCAGGAAAGAGAUGUAAGAGCAAAGUGGAGCUGCACGGGAAAACCGUUAUCGUUACCGGUAGUAACACAGGGAUCGGAAGAGAGACAGCUGUAGAUUUGGCCCGGAGAGGAGCUCGUGUUAUUCUCGCCUGCCGCAGCGUAGUACGUGGUGAAGCGGCUCUUGCUAUCGUCAAAAGAGAAAGCAAAAGCAGUAACGUGGUGUUCAUGCAGCUGGAUCUGGCCAGUCUGGAGUCUGUUCGCUCUUUUGCUGAAACAUUCCUUAAAACAGAGAAAAGACUGGACAUUCUUAUCAACAAUGCAGGGAUUUUCUUGCAGGGCACUACAGAGGAUGGUCUUGGGUUAAUGUUUGGAGUCAAUCAUAUCGGCCACUUCCUCCUGACCAAUCUCUUACUGGACAGACUCAAAGAUUGUGCACCAAGCAGAGUUGUUACUGUAUCAUCAGCGCUUCAUGAUUAUGGGAACCUUGACUUUAACCUCCUCAGUGCUCAUAAGGAAUUUGGAACAGGCAACUCUUUAAUGAAUGUCAUGAGGAUAUAUAGCAACAGUAAGCUGUGCAACGUGCUGUUCACACAUGAGCUUGCAAAGAGGCUUCAAGGAACUGGGGUCACUUGCUACAGCCUCCAUCCAGGUGCUAUCAAUUCCGAGUUGGGUCGCUAUGGUCAGCCAUUUAUGAGGAAGGUAGCAAAAGUCAUUGGAGCCUUGUUCUUUAAAGAUGUGGAGUCCGGUGCCCAGACUACUCUAUACUGUGCACUGCAGGAGGGUAUUGAAGGCCUGAGUGGUCAGUAUUUCUCCAACUGUGGACUGAAGAAAGUUCGUCCCAAGGCUCAGGAUGACGCAGUGGCAAAGAAGCUCUGGGAAGUGAGCGAGAAGUUUUGCGGCCUGGCUUGAAAUUUAAACUGGAGCUAAUUGUCAUUCUAAUGGAUCAGAGACUUUCAAAUAUUCUGUGUGGAAUACUAUUUGGAAGAGAUUCAGAUUCAUUUUUUUAGUCAAAUUAUCGUAUUUCUGGUAUGGUUUAAAUUUUGUGUAUGGAAAAAUGUCAACAGAGUUAACUACAGUAGCCAAUUAAAAAUAUAUAUGAAUAGGAUCAUA
Clarias gariepinus (North African catfish) is the source of this 1208-nucleotide messenger RNA. RefSeq names its product dehydrogenase/reductase SDR family member 13-like. The transcript has 5 exons. NCBI's taxonomy places the organism in Eukaryota, Metazoa, Chordata, Actinopteri, Siluriformes, Clariidae. The record is from RefSeq and is a predicted model, not a curated record. Bases 54 to 1007 code for a protein of 317 amino acids.